AUGCCUUUAAUAUGGUCUGUGCUUUGGCUUCUGCCAUACACCGCGACCUUUAGCCUCAUAACACCUACACGGGCUACUUCACUUGUCCCAUUCGCAUAUGAUCCUCUUCCCUUGGGCAGCAUCACCGCGAACGGAUGGUUAAAGACUGAGCUUGAGACCUCUGCUGCAGGUCUCGGAGGUCAUUUGUACGAUUUUUAUCGAUUCGUGGCCAAUUCAUCAUGGAUUGGCGGAGACCAGGAAUAUAGUGACCUGAACGAGGCACUGCCGUAUUGGGUGAAUGCACUCGUCCCACUUGCGUAUACCACGCAAGAUGAACGUCUGAAAGCACAGGUCCAUGAUAUAGUCGAUAACGUGCUGGGUCGGAUUCAGCCGGAUGGAUGGAUUGGCCCAGAGACGUUGGAGAGUCGGGAACGGAUGAUUUGGGCAAGGACGCUUCUGUUCCUUGGUUGGAUGAAUCUUGCUGAUGCAAACUCGACUUAUGAGGCUCCGAUUGUUGAUGCGAUGCUCCGUUUCAAUGGGCUUAUGAACACCAUGAUGAAAGACAAUGGAACUGGAAUUAUCUGGCACGAGGGCGACAAACCUACCGUUGAUGAUUUCUUGUGGCUUCGUUCUCGUGUGGAGGAUAUUAUGGUUAGCGUGGAGUGGCUUCUGGAUAACCAUCCUCGGAAUGAGACCAAAAUAUUGAAGGAGAAUCUUGAAAUGCUUCAUGAAUAUGGGUACAAGUGGGAAGGGUGGUACACCGAGGAGAGUUAUAUCAAGGAAGACUUUUAUGAUUUGCCUCAGUCCGUCACGGAUGAUCUGUGGCAAUUCCUUCACGGAGUGACGAUUGCUGAAGGCCUGAAGUACGCCGCCGUUGUGAGACGCUUUACCUCCAAUGACAGUCUUUUAACCACAGCCAAGAAUGGCGUGGACUGGACCUUCAAGUAUCACGGAGCGCCAAGUGGUACAAUCCUCGCAGACGAGCGAAUCGACGGAUUAAAUCCCUACUACGGAUCGGAGCUCUGCACACACGUCGAGACCAUGUAUUCUCUUGCAUACAACUAUAUCGCAAUCGGCGACCCGGGUUACGCAGAUCGAGCCGAGUUGACUGCAUACAAUGCCCUCCCUGCUGCCCUGAUGGGAGAUUGGUGGAGUCACCAGUAUAUGACGGAGCCCAACCAGCCAUUCUCUAAGAAUCUAUCAGCUACCCCAUUUUAUGACGACAACUCUCAGGCCAACACGUUCGGUCUCGAACCUAACUAUCCCUGUUGCACUGUGAAUCAUCCCCAAGGAUACCCCAAGUUUGUGCUCUAUUCCUAUGUGAAAAAGGGAACAACCGGCCUUGUACACGCCCUCCUUAGCCCCGGGAGCGUGCAGACAGAAAUCGGCGGAAAGAAGGUCUCUGUCGAUUGCGAAACAGAUUAUCCAUUUGCAAACACUCUUUCCUACACGAUCGACAGUGACACAGAUUUUGAUUUCUACCUCCGCGUGCCAAACUGGUCGACAGAUGUAUCGAUCCAAGGCCUGGACACACCAUCAACAGACCCGACAACCGGACUAAUGAAGUUCAGCAUCUCGACUGGAACGACAAAAUUCACCUAUACUUUGGGGAUGGAGAUGACAACAACCCCUCGGGCCAAUGACACUGUCUCGGUCUACAGAGGUCCACUCUUAUACGCACUAUAUAUUAAACCCGACAUCUCAUCCGCUCCUCCCAAAUUUUAUAACAAUCAAUCCAACUACCCGGCUGGCACAUAUCCCAGCCAGGCACAAGAUCAUGUCCUCCUAAACACCACAGAGUGGAAUGUCGCCAUUGAUCCGACUACAUUGGAAUAUAACCCUGGCUCUGGCUCUCUCCCCGAACCUACAUUUCAAGAUGGUGCGCUGCCUAUGUACAUGACUGCAAAAGGGUGCUUGAUUGAUUGGCCAAUGUUCCUUGGGUCUGUUCCAGGGUCACCUAUCCCGAAAGAGGACAGGGUUUGUUUGGGUGAUGCUUUCAAUGUGACACUGAGGCCGUAUGGAAGUGCGAAACUGCAUAUGUCGGAGAUUCCUACGAUUGAUCUCUCUGGGCAGGAGGAGAUGUGCUCGUAA
Messenger RNA from Penicillium longicatenatum, 2070 nucleotides. RefSeq lists its product as uncharacterized. Lineage: Eukaryota; Fungi; Ascomycota; Eurotiomycetes; Eurotiales; Aspergillaceae. Gene Ontology annotation, biological process: carbohydrate metabolic process. The transcript is spliced from 5 exons. The record is from RefSeq and is a predicted model, not a curated record. Bases 1 to 2070 code for a protein of 689 amino acids.